AUGCAGCCGACAUCAAGUAGUACCGAAAGUAAAACGCUACUAUACAGAUCAGUGUCCAACAGUGAAUUUAGAAAUAGUGUUAGUUAUGGUGUAGAAAAUCGUUUCGACAUGGAUGGUUCAACCGCAAAGACACAAACCUCUGAAGAUGGCACAAACGCAACCAAACUUUCCAAAGAAAAAUCCACGUCUGGAGAUGACAUCCAUGAAACAAAGGAAGGCUCAAAAGUGGAACAAACCAGCUACGUUGGUUUCGCGAAUUUACCCAACCAAGUAUACUGGAAAGCAGCCCAUAAGGGCUUCGAGUUUACUCUCAUGCUCGUCGGAGCAUCUGGCUUAGGAAAGUCGACGCUAAUGAACUCCUUGUUCCUGACAGACAUCUACAACUCUGUAACUUAUCCGGGACCUACAAUAAGAAGUAAGAAGACAGUGUCAGUGGAAACGACAACAGUGAAACUGAAAGAAGGUGGAGUUAAUUUAACAUUAACGUUAGUCGACACGCCUGGGUUCGGUGACGCAAUCAACAACAGCCUAUCCUGGAUUCCUAUUACUGAGUAUGUAGAAAAGAAAUACGAAGAUUUCUUCGUAGCGGAAUCCAAAGUGAAUAGAAAACCGAUACUCGACCAGAGAAUUCACUGCUGUUUGUAUUUUAUUCAACCAACUGGGCACGGUUUGAAGCAGUUGGAUAUAGAGUGCAUGAAACGUCUGUCCGAUAAAGUGAAUAUCAUCCCUGUGAUAGCAAAAGCAGACACUCUUACUCCAGAGGAAUGCUUUACGUUCAAGAAACAGAUUCUGCAAGAUGUUGAAGCGAACAACAUAAAGAUAUACAAGUUUCCAGAUCUUUCCGAAGAAGAUGAAGGGUUUGAAUUAAACAAAUCUCUAAAGGAAAAAGUUCCUUUCGCAGUAGCUGGCUCUAAUACUACCAUUGAAGUAAACGGCAAGACUGUCCGAGGUAGAAAAUAUUCUUGGGGCGUUAUUGAUAUUGAAAAUUUGGAACAUUGCGACUUCAUCGCUUUGAGGAAAAUGAUGAUUUCCACGCACCUCCAGGAUCUAAAGGACACUACUAACAACACUCUUUAUGAGAACUACAGGUAUCGUAAACUUUCUAACCUAAAAUAUAACGGAACGGAUGUGAUAAAAAACCCACUUCUUGAAUUCGAGGAAGAAAAGCAAGGCCAUGUAUUGAAAUUGAAGAAAAUGGAGACUGAAAUGGACGAAUUACUCGAGAAAAAGGUGCGGGAGAAGGAGAAAGAACUGAGGGAUACGGAAAAGCUUUUGAAUAUGAGGUACGAAGUUACAAAGAAGGCUUUGGAAGAAGAAGUUAAAGAAUUAGAAGAAAAGCGGAAAACGUUCGAGUUGGAGAAAGACCUUUGGGAAAAGGAAAAAGUAAUGGGUAGUAAGGAGUCCAUUGAAUCAAAAAGGAAGAAGAGGGGUUUAUUUUAA
Messenger RNA from Anoplophora glabripennis (Asian longhorned beetle), 1440 nucleotides. Its product is annotated as septin-7-like. The transcript has a single exon. Gene Ontology annotation, biological process: cilium assembly; cytoskeleton-dependent cytokinesis. The record is from RefSeq and is a predicted model, not a curated record. The coding region runs from base 1 to 1440 and encodes 479 amino acids. Gene Ontology annotation, cellular component: microtubule cytoskeleton; septin ring; cell division site. Lineage: Eukaryota; Metazoa; Arthropoda; Insecta; Coleoptera; Cerambycidae. Gene Ontology annotation, molecular function: GTP binding; GTPase activity; molecular adaptor activity.